AUGGUCGGCUGCCUGAUGGGGGUAAGCGCCGUCGCGGCGCCGAUGGCGGUGGCAAAGGAGUACCUCGAGGCGCUCACCAAGCACUUCAAGGGCGUCGGCGAUGGCCUUCCUGGGGCCGACGCCAUCCUCCAGGCUCUGGCUGCCUCGUCCACGGCGGUCAAGCAGGCAGAGUUGGAUAAGCAGAACGCAGGGGUGCAAGCCUCUGCCGCUCAGAAGCAGCUGCUCUCGAAGGAGAAGGAGCUGCUGCAGAUUACGGAAUCUAUUGAGUACCAUCGUGAGCGGGGUGAGGAGCUGCGCACGAAGUCCACUCAGAUCGGCACGGAGAUCGAGCAGUUACGUGUGCGCUAUCGUGAAUUAUCCGCCAAGGUUGCUCCUCCUGGGGGUGACCCUGCGGCGGAGGCUGACAUCGCCAAGUUCAAGGACACGUUCCCGGCCAUGGACGUCUUCCUGGGCCAGGCUGCGGACGCUGUCCAGAAGGAGAGCUCGGCGGAUCCCAAGGCCAAGAUGGAGGCCAUGCGCAGCGCCUUGCAGUCUGACAGGGAGCACCUCACCAAGUCCGAGGAGGCCGUCAAG
Prorocentrum cordatum is the source of this 573-nucleotide messenger RNA. NCBI's taxonomy places the organism in Eukaryota, Dinophyceae, Prorocentrales, Prorocentraceae. The record is from the annotation of a GenBank genome assembly.